Molecule: messenger RNA, 2760 nt
Organism: Mesorhabditis belari
Lineage: Eukaryota; Metazoa; Nematoda; Chromadorea; Rhabditida; Rhabditidae
Source: the annotation of a GenBank genome assembly
AUGGUCCCAUUAAUUCGAGAGCUUUACCAGCAACUCGUUGACAAGACGAGAUCGAGCGAGGGGCGCGCAAUGGGGCGUCGCGGCGGUGGAAAGGGUGCAUACGAUAUCAUAAACGAGGACCUUUUCGACUGUCGAGUGCCCGUUCACAACGAGGUCGCCUAUCAACACGGAAUCCAUUUUGAGGCAAAGUAUGUUGGAAGCAUGGAGAUUCCUCGACCCGGCACACGAAUCGAGAUCGUCGCGGCGAUGCGGCGAGUUCGAUACGAAUUCAAAGCUCGGGGCAUCAAGAAACGUCCGGUUGACAUCACCGUGUCUGUGGAUGGGGUUAAAGUGGUGCUACAAAGGAAAAAGAAGAACAAAGACUCAUGGGAUGAGUCAAAGUUGCUCAUCAUGUUUCACCCUGUUUAUCGGAUAUUUUUCGUCUCCCACGAUUCCCAGGAUCUCCAAAUCUUCUCUUAUAUCGCAAGAGACGGAGCGUCGAAUACGUUCAAGUGCAAUGUGUUUAAAUGUUCAAAAAAGAGCCAAGCAAUGCGGGUGGUGCGCACUAUUGGACAAGCGUUUGAAGUGUGCCACAAAAAUGCACAAGAGCAACUGGCUGAGAAGCACGAGGAUGAGGCGACGAAAAGAUCUCUUCAAUCCGAGGAAGAGGCGGCUGUCGCAAUUGGUCUUGACGCAAUUGGAGAAGGAGCCGAACAAGAAGAAGACGAAGAAGAAGAGAAUCCAUUGAGGAGGAUUGUUGAAGAGAAUCGAGACUCCGAUAGUCCGAUUGAGGCGCCGAUUGGGCCAUUGUACGGGAAAAGGAUCAGUUUGUAUCAAUCUCGACGAACAUCCGACGCAUCAAGUUCAGCAGGAACAGCCAUCGAUAUCACUCAGUUGCCCGGUCCAUCCAGUCAGCUACAGCCAGGGUUAAGUCCGGUGGAAGAAGUCUCCGACAGUCAUCCUGUAAACCCUCUUCUUGUACCGCAAGCCUUAUCAUCUUUGAACCCCUCCCGUCCUCAUCAAUCCCAACCAAGCACAAGCCAAGCCACACAAUCACAUCAGCAAUUCCCACAAAUCCCUGCAUAUCCAUCAAUGUAUCCAGGCGGUUCCUCAACACUUCCCCACUCAGCAACAAUGCCGGCUCAAUGGCCACAAAUGGGGCAAUACCCAUCAGUGCCACAAGAGCUGCAGAAUGCGAACGCAGGAGCGGUACCUUUCUAUCCAUUUCAGAUGCCUUAUGGAAUGGCUCCGUCAGGUUCAUUACCUUUUGGCCUUUCAUCUCCUGUACUUGGCCAAAUGGUUUCCCCAUAUGCAACGCUGCAACUACCACAGAUACCCAUAGAUCCAAACAAUCCGGACCAAGCUGUGCACUUGAGUCGGAGUCUAGAUCAGUACAAUCAACAACUCAUUCGAGCUCAACUCGAUCAAGCUCAGCAAACGGCUCAAGUCGCUGGAUGUCAAGUACAACUAUUGAGAGAUCAAUUGACUUCAGAAACGACAGCAAGAUUAGAGGCACAGUCUCGAACUCAUCAAUUGUUGAAUGCAAAUCGGGAACUCUUAGAACAAGUUCAAACUUUGGUCCAACGAUUGCAACAUUUAGAGACAAAGAUCACGCAAGAGAUUCAACAAAGCACAGUGCCGGCCCCUGUUGCUGCCUCGACACUACCGAGAACCUCAGCGCCACCAAUUGGUCAAUACGCUGCCGGAAACUUUGAGCCAAGGCCAUCGGGAACACAGAUUCCGCAAACGUAUAAGCCUCAAAUUUCCACUGAAGUUCGAGCUGGAUCAUUACCACCACAAAGGGCUGAAAUAAAGCGAAGACCACUUGAUGAGCCAAGAGAUAUUCGAACAGAGCCUGAGAGUAACAAUGAGGACACCACGGAUUACUCGUCUAGUGAUUAUGAAAAGGUAACUCAACAACGAGCCGGUCCUUUCAUGAACGUUUUGAUGAGCAAUCCAAUGGCUUCUUAUCUCCCUUCUCAACAUCUCGUUAUGACUCAAGCGGGAAACCAAGCCGCUUUGAGAACAAUUAUAGAUCGAUUGAACUCUUCUAAUGAACACGGAGGCUUUGUAGAGGUGGCUGAUGAUGGACAACAGCCGGGUCCUUCAUCGACUCCGCCGACAAAGAAGAAAACAGCCGGUGUCUUUGGGCAUAAAGAAUUCUCAAGGAUGAGCUUCAAUCCAAAAUUCCCGAAACAGAAAGAUAAUCCGGAUGAGAUGUUAGAAGAAGAGGAAGAAAAGGAGCGAUCACCCGAAUUUAGAGAUCGAUUUAGAGAUCGGCCAGGGAGUGAGAAGAAGAGAAAGGACAAAAUCACGGUGGAGAGUUUAUUUAAAAAUUCUCCGGAGCAGAGUCCGUUGAGAGAUGUUCAACGGAGAGACACAACGGCUUCGGGAACAGGAACUCUAAGCAUACCAAAAUCGUACGAGCCGGUGUUAGCUAGUGACAAUUUGGUAACAGCUAUGUAUCCACCGAUUCGAAAACCUAUUGCUGUAAAUGUUGCUAGACCUAAAUUCGAAGUGGUGAAGAAGAAACAGUUGCGAUCGUUGUCUAUAGAGAUGCCUGAAGAAGAAGCCACAGAGAUGAGCAAUCGAUUCAGGAUUCCACAAGGAAGUCCACCAAAUAACAGGAGGAAAGCUGUCGAGAGCUUGUUUACGACAGAGGAUUUGAUAAAUCGAAACGUGCUCUCAAAAGCGUCGGAUCUCCAUCGAUCUCCAGAUAAUCGAGCUAAUCAUCGAGAUUUUGCCUCUUCUCGUGUCCCAAAUGGACAACCGCCACAAUUU